CCUCUAUAGCCCCGCCCCCCCCGCUCUGCCCCGCCCACACCCCCCAAGGUCACGCGGUACCCGGUGGUGGCGAUGGCGUUCGGCGCCUACCUCAAGCACCUGUGGAACAAGGAGCCAGUGAUCAUGGCGUCCUUGGGAAUCGGCACGAUCGCGCUGAUUCUGCCAUUCGUGAGCCCCCUCACCAAGUACUCGAGAAAGUUGAGCCUGGCGAGCCCGUACUACUAUCCGGUGCCUGUGCGGGAUGACGGCAACAUGCCCGACGUGCCGCAACACCCAUGCGAGAAAAAGGGCAACAGCCUUGAAUGGCUCAAGAACUUCUAAGCAACGGCCGCCAACACGACGCUCAACGAAUCUGGUGGCUUCCGAACGCGGGCGCACGCUCACUCCCCCACCACCACCGUCAUCAGAGAUGCGUUGCUUUGUUGGCACCACCAACAGUCGGAAAGGAAGUUAUUUCGUCCCACCACCUCCAGUCGCAUAUUUCCUUGUAUAAUUUAAAAUAGAGUUUUGCCGUCGCUGCGCGUACGGAAUGUCACGCGGAUCAAUGCAAGUCGCGCGCGUAAAUGGCUCGGCAAAUAAAGAGUAACUUGAAGUUACCGUUAAA
Molecule: messenger RNA, 604 nt
Organism: Lethenteron reissneri (Far Eastern brook lamprey)
Lineage: Eukaryota; Metazoa; Chordata; Hyperoartia; Petromyzontiformes; Petromyzontidae
Gene: NDUFA3
Product: NADH:ubiquinone oxidoreductase subunit A3
Cellular component (GO): respiratory chain complex I; mitochondrial inner membrane
Source: RefSeq, a predicted model, not a curated record